Messenger RNA from Synchiropus splendidus (mandarinfish), 2938 nucleotides. Its product is annotated as serine/threonine-protein kinase 4-like. The transcript is spliced from 11 exons. Bases 456 to 1925 code for a protein of 489 amino acids. Gene Ontology annotation, biological process: intracellular signal transduction; regulation of MAPK cascade; protein phosphorylation. The record is from RefSeq and is a predicted model, not a curated record. NCBI's taxonomy places the organism in Eukaryota, Metazoa, Chordata, Actinopteri, Syngnathiformes, Callionymidae. Gene Ontology annotation, cellular component: cytoplasm. Gene Ontology annotation, molecular function: ATP binding; protein serine/threonine kinase activity.
AGGCAACUCUUUGUUCGGCCCGCCUUCCUGCCUCAACUCUUCCUGGGUCUUCUUCACGGCGGCUGUCAAAACUUAGUUGCCGCGACCCAGGAAAGGAUGAGUGGGGUUCCGUGUACCUCGUUACCUGCCGGAGCUGACUGAGUGACGCGUGAACGUGCAGACGCUCCAGUGGCAGCGUACACGGGAGUUGCUGUAGUUCUCCCCGCGGAGGAGGAGGACCGUGCCCACACUGGCCGGACGAACCGCCAAUUUGACGUCGAGCGAAGAUGACCACGACAAGCUUUGGUUUCUGCGAGACUGAUUCAGGAGCAGCGGCGAAUUAGCUCAAGAGCUAGGAGGCUAACAGACCCCCCCCUCCCCACCGGCUAACCAGCUAGCUGUUAGCAUCGAGCGGCGACUUUGACAAGCCCGCAGAAGUUUGACCACCCACGGCUGAGAGUGUUCCGACCUCCAUCAUGGAGAACAAAGAUAAAGUUCAGAUGAGGAAUCAUCCUCGCAGACAGCUGAAGAAGCUGAGUGAGGACAGUCUCACCAAGCAGCCAGAAGAAGUCUUCGAUGUCCUGGAGAAGCUUGGUGAAGGAUCAUAUGGUUGCGUGUUCAAAGCCCACUUCAAGGAGACCGGAGAGAUUGUAGCCAUCAAGCAGGUUCCCGUGGAAUCUGACCUCCAGGAGAUCAUCAAGGAGAUCUCCAUCAUGCAGCAGUGCAACAGUCCUCACGUGGUACGUUAUUAUGGCAGCUACUUCAAAAACAGCGACCUGUGGAUUGUCAUGGAAUACUGCGGCGCCGGAUCAGUGUCGGACAUCAUCAGGAUACGCAACAAGACGCUGACGGAGGAGGAAAUUGCCACCAUCCUGCAGUCGACCCUCAAGGGUCUGGAGUAUCUUCACUUCAUGAGGAAGAUCCACAGAGACAUCAAAGCUGGAAACAUCCUGCUGAACUCUGAUGGUCAAGCCAAGCUGGCUGACUUCGGAGUGGCUGGUCAGCUGACGGACACCAUGGCCAAGAGGAACACUGUGAUAGGAACGCCGUUCUGGAUGGCGCCUGAGGUGAUACAGGAGAUUGGCUACAACUGUGUGGCUGACAUCUGGUCUCUGGGAAUUACAGCAAUUGAGAUGGCUGAAGGGAAGCCGCCCUAUGCUGACAUCCAUCCCAUGAGGGCCAUCUUCAUGAUUCCCACCAACCCACCUCCAACAUUCCGGAACCCAGACCAAUGGUCCCCGCACUUCCAGGACUUUGUCAGCCAGUGUUUGGUCAAGAACCCUGAGACCAGGGCAACGGCCACCCAGCUGUUGCAGCAUCCGUUCAUCAAGACGGCCAAACCCAGCUCCAUCCUGCGUGUCCUGAUCACAGACGCCAUGGAGAUCAAGCUGAAGCGGCAGGAGGAGGCGGAGCAACGGGAACAGGACCAAGAGGAUGACGACAACUCGGAUGAAGACGAGGUGGACCAGGGCACCAUGGUGCGGGCUGGGACGGGAGACUCUGGUACUAUCCGUGCGAGUGGGUCGAUAGCGGGCACGGCACGGACCAUGAUUGAGCACGAGGACACAGGAACCAUGCAAUCGCAGCUGGGAACCAUGGUCAUUAACUCGGACGAGGAGGAUGAGGAGGAGGCUGGAACCAUGAAGAGGAGAGACGAGACCUUGCAGCCGGUGAAGCCCUCCUUCCUGGAGUACUUUGAGCAGAAGGAGAAGGAGGCCAACAGCCACAGUGAUGGCGGUGAGAAAGUUGACAACCGGCGCAUCCCAGCUGAGGCAGAUCUGGACGUGGUGAGCUCGUGGACCGUGGAGGAGCUGCGCCUGCGUCUGACCUCGCUGGACCCUCAGAUGGAGCAGGAGAUCGAGGAGAUCCGGCAGCGAUACCAGGCCAAGAGGCAGCCCAUCCUGGACGCUAUCGAGGCCAAGAAACGCCGCCAACAGAACUUCUGAGAGCAGACCUGCUGGGAACCACCGGACCACAGCGGGUGCUCGGACAAUAUCUCUCUGGCUAUGAAAGUUAUGGACAUCCGGGUCUGUCCGAGAACCUGCAUCUUCACCUGCUGCCCUGGACCCUCUCUCUUUCCCUUUGGUACGACCUCCUCAGCCUGCUGAACCUUCUGAAACCUUCUCCUCACUGCUGCUGUUGACCUGCCUGGUUCAGAGGACCAGGACUUGUUGAACCAGGACAUUUCUCCUCAAACAACUCUGGAGACUUGAAUCUAAGAUCUGAGAGCUCAGAUAUGAUUCUCUUUCUGACAUACAAACCUCCAGGUGAGUGAGUGGAGACUCCAACUGUCAAUCAUCUGUCUACCAUAGCCCUGAUGGUUGGUACUGCGUUGGGCGUCUGUCGCUCUACAUGACACCUCCAGUUCUGUUUUCAUCAGAUGCACAAAUGGAUGUUGGUGUGCGAUGGCCGUGUCCAGAAGACCGAUCGAUCGAAUCUCCAACUUCCUGUUACAGUUUUUUUACUUUGUUGUUUUACGACCUGACGAUAUUCCACCCUUUUUUUACGAAGAGAAAGCAAUUUCUAUUUUUCUACUCAGCCUCGUUGUCCGGCUCAUCUCAGGUGCUUGCCGUCCUCAGGUAUGUAAAUAGUUGCUGCAGAUCGGAGUUCGCUAUAUCUGGCCGGCGUGAUCAUCUCCAGAGUUGGAGGUCUUCUGCCGCAGCAAGAUUCUGCUGUGAAGAGAAACUCUCCAAAUUUUCUGUUGAAUGUUGUCGAAUACACUGAAGACGCUGAAUGUGGACUUCAGCGACGAGUUUACCUGAAUUUUUAACAAAGAAUUAAAAAUAUUCAAAGUUCAAAGGCCUAAAAAAUGUCAUAAUCUUCAGUCUCAGUUGAGAAUGUUGUGAAGUCAGACACAUGCAACAAAAUUAAAAUGUUGAGUCAGCAAAACAGCAGUCACUUUCUUUUUCUCUGUACAUGUCAAAUUUCUUAGCUUUUAUUUCUGUGUCAAUAAAUAACA